Messenger RNA from Phalacrocorax carbo (great cormorant), 3042 nucleotides. The record is from RefSeq and is a predicted model, not a curated record. Lineage: Eukaryota; Metazoa; Chordata; Aves; Suliformes; Phalacrocoracidae.
AUGGAGAGCCAGCGGCCGUCCUCCUAUGGCCGCCGCUUCGGCCCCAGCACCCCGGUGUACCGGGUGCUCCCUGCCAGCCCCCCAGCCCGGCUCCGGGCCCCCCGCAGCACCCAGCCGGCUCCCCGCGUGGGUGCCCGCCUGGGGCUGGGCAAGAUGGACUUCUCACUGGCCACGGCGCUCAACUCGGAGUUCAGGGAGAUGCGCACCAACGAGAAGGUGGAGAUGAUGGGGCUCAACGACCGCUUCGCCAGCUACAUCGAGAAGGUCCGGCUCCUGGAGCAGCAGAACAAGGUGCUGGUGGUGGAGCUGAACCAGGCACGGGACCAGGAGCCCUCGCGCGUGGCCGACAUCUACCAGGAGGAGCUGCGUAACCUGCGGCACCAUGUGGAACAGUUGGCCACCGCCAAGGCCCAUCUGGAGGUUGAGAGGGACAACCUCGCUGAGGACCUCAGCAGCCUCCAGCAGAAGCUGCAGGACGAAGUGACCCUGCGGCUGGAGGCCGAGAGUAACCUGGCUGCCUACAGGCAGGAUGUGGAUGCUGCCACCUUGGCUCGUCUGGACCUGGAACGGCGGGUGGGGACCCUGCAGGAUGAGAUCGCCUUCCUCUGCAAGGUCCACGAGGAGGAGCUGCGGGAGCUGCAGGAGCAGCUGGCCCGGCAGCGGGUGCAUGUUGAGGUGGACGCAAGCAAGCCGGACCUGACAGCUGCCCUGCGUGACAUCCGCAGCCAAUACGAGGCCAUGGCUGCCAGCAAUGUCCAGGAGACUGAGGAGUGGUACAAGUCUAAGUUUGCAGACCUGACGGACGCGGCCGCCCGGCACGCGGAGGCCCUGCGUGCAACCAAGCAGGAGGCCAACGAGUACCGGCGCCAGCUCCAGGCCCUCACCUGCGACCUGGAGGCUCUGCGGGGCUCGAAUGAGUCCCUGGAGAGGCAGCUGCGGGAGCUGGAGGAACGCUACGCCCUGGAGACAGCCGGCUACCAGGACACGGUGGUGCGGCUGGAGGAGGACAUCCGCAGCCUCAAGCAGGAGAUGGCCCAGCACCUGCAGGAGUACCAGGACCUGCUCAACGUCAAGCUGGCCCUAGACAUCGAGAUCGCCACGUACCGCAAGCUGCUGGAGGGCGAGGAGAGCAGGAUCACUGUUCCUGUGCAGAGCUUCUCCAGCCUGCAGAUCCGAGAGACCAGCCCAGACACUAAAUCUGUGCCAGAAGCCCAUGUGAAGAGGAACAUCGUGGUCAAAACUGUGGAGACCAGAGAUGGAGAGGUGAUCAAGGAGUCCAAGCAGGAGCGCAAGGAGGUGGCGUAGGGUGGGCGAGCUGCAGCAGCCGCACGCUUGUAGCCGUAGCUCCGUAGGUCCCAUCCGAUGCUGCGAGGGAGCCCUGUGGCCGGGCACAGGCCGCAGGAGAAGCCAGCAGUAUUUCAGCGGGGGCUGACUCCCUCCCUCCCACUCCUCGCCUCUCCCAUGUCACCCUGUGCUCCAGGGACCACCGACACCCUGUUCGGUGCUGGCUGCUGGCAAAGCACCCGUCCGAUGGGCAAUACCCGGGGAGGUGAGCGGCACCAGGCAGAGCCAGGAUGCUGCCGUGUUCCCACAGCACGGAGGGACCAGCAGUUUUGGGGCCGUGCCCCUGCUCACCCUGGGUCUCCAGCUCACCAAUGCCCAGGGAGAGAGUCCAUCCUGUUUCAGUCUCUGUGCACCAGUCGGACAAGAUGAUGGUGCCAAGACCAUCUAUCUCCGCAUCCCACCUGGCUGCCCUCUCUCUGGCCUGAGAGGUCACCCUGAAUCUCCCCAGUGCACCCAGGCCCUAAGCGCCUUUGGGGGGGCUGCAGGGGAUGAGGUACCAGCUGGUGAAGGACAUUCCCCCGUCGCUGAGCAUCGGGUGGGCUUAGCCAAGAGGCACGGGCAGGAGAAAUGUGAGGAUGCAGAGGCAGGGUGCUGUGAGGAUGGUGUAGAAGGGUGAUGUAACGGGGAUAAUGAGGGGUUCCCAGGGAUGCUGGGGUGUCUGGGGUGGUUUGUGGGUCUGGAGCAGUGGUGGGCACAGCAGGCUGGGUGGCCUCAUGGGCUUCUCCUGGCACAGUGCCAUGGAGCUGUCCUGGCCCCCACUGGGUGUUCCCCACCAAAGUGCCCCCAUCGCUGUGGUGGGGAAAAACAGUCCCAAGGGGCUCCUGACAAGGGGUGACCCACGGCCAUGCACCUCACACCUCACGUGGGGGGUCCCAUGCAGGUGAAAAUGGAGAGGAGGGGAGUGCAGAGAAGGAGGAGGAAGACGAGGAGGAAGGAGUUGGGGCACCCAUGGGUGCUCUCACAGCAGGAGGUGCCUCCUGCAACCCAGAAGUGAUGGGGGAGGACAGAUGGAGCCACCCUCAUGCCUGCACCCCCCGGGCUCACACUAGGAGCCAGGGGGCCAGGGACUGGGGCUCUGCCCCACCACAAUCCCUGCCACACAUGGAGCCAAGCCCAUCCCCUGCAUGGGCAUUCAAGAUGGGGUUGGAAGUAAUCCCUUGUCCCUGGGCCCCACGUGGCCCUGUCCCCGCAUCUGUCCUCCUGUGCUCCCCCCAGACCAGUGCAUGCCACCGGCCCACCCAGGGCCAUCGCCAGCCUGGUGCUUGCCCGCAGCCCCUGUCCCCGCCUUUGAUUUAGCUACUGACCACAAGCGAAACCUGCCCUGGUGCCACCUAACAUUGGAGCAACAACCCAGCAGCGCUUCUCAUACCCCAUAAGCCCUUUGGGAUGAGCGCACGGCAUGCCACUUGGAUGCCACCCCCCUCAUCCCCUCUGCCCCCCUCGUCCCCUGGCUCCGGUGCUGAGCAUGCUUUGCAGCUACUGGCUCCGGAAAGGCCACUCCUGGGGCAGGAGGUGUUAUAAGAGGAGACCCAGGUGCUGCCCAGGUUUGGCAUCUGGGGUGGGAUGGUGGUGGCCGGGGGCUCGGUCCCCUAUGAGCAGCCUCCGGCUGGAGCUUUGCAGCCCACCUCACUACUGAAUUAAUGCACUAACACCUGCGGCAGCUUGAGAUGAGAAAUAAAGCUAAUGCAAGCUCUGUGA